Molecule: messenger RNA, 963 nt
Organism: Cercospora beticola
Lineage: Eukaryota; Fungi; Ascomycota; Dothideomycetes; Mycosphaerellales; Mycosphaerellaceae
Source: RefSeq, a predicted model, not a curated record
AUGCACGCACGCACAUACCUGUCGCCAAUGCCAGACACCAUCCUCCGACAUCCCAAUGCCUCCGAUGGCCUUCCAGUGCAUGUGCCAUGGCAUAGUCGCGCCAUGUUCCUGGGCUGCGGCUUCGAUUCUCACACCUUGACAUUCAAGCCGUCGUCUCCGUUCUCACACACCGAAGACAUCGCCAUCUUCCACGCGGACCAAGAUGCGAGCGGAAGUUGCGUUCAGGCGUCAAGCAGCCAGAGCAGGCACUCUACCGAACACGUCGACUUGCGAUUCCGAGGCUCGAUUGGGAACGCCAUUGUUGGCGGCUCCGCGCACGGCUCGUACACCAAGUCCGUCUCCGAGAAUGGUGAUUCAGCCAAACUGUCUACGCGUUCAUCUCUGCGCAUUGGCACCAUUCGCAUGAAACAUGUGCCACAGCUUUCCUCAGAGGCCAUCACCAUGCUACAACGAGUCGGCGGCCACGACCAUUUCCUGCAUGCAUACGGCGACUUCUACGUCGCAAGCAUGCUUGUUGGCGCUGACAACGCGCUGUUUCUCUCCUACAAUUCCCACGACUCCGCAAAGCUGGAGGAUUUCAAUGUCAAGAUCGAAGGCCAUCUGCUGGGAGUCGGAGUCGACAAAACUAUCGCAUCACUAGAGAAAGCUGCAGCUGCGGGAUGCGACAUUGCUCUCGAGGCGUUUGAUUCACUAUGGGACAAGACUGAGUCUCAGCAGUUCGCAGCCGCAACUUCACAACAUCCACAAUACGAAGGAAUACGCGACUCUGCCAUGCUAUACGAUGAGGCCGGUAAACUGCUGUCUGCGCGGCUUCGGCAGAAGACGGGUCUGAGCAAUGCCGACCAGGAGUUGAAUAGUCGCGACGUUGUGCGAUUAUCCACAGAAGGCACCAUUGCUGAGAUUGUCUUGUUGCCGAUUCGCAAUCUGAGGCAGUUUGCAGAACUACGAGCUGCUGUUGCUUAA